AACGCUGGCAAGACAUUAAAUCCAACCUCCCUCCAUCCAGACGAAGCGCGCAGCCCAUCAACAUGAUCUGAAGAUCGAAAAUAGGAGGACUUAUAGUAAUCAGCCCUUUAGACUCUCAUGACAAGGAAAAGUGUGGCCACGUCGUGGGAGCGCUCGGCACACACAGCAGGACGCUCGCUGGCGCUGCGCGCUCAGCACAUAACCAAGCAGAUAGCGCGCAGACAGAAGGAGAGGAGCGCGGACGGCGGCAGCAUCCCGUGACGGAUGCAUUUUUUAGCUGAAACCGGUCGUUUUGGACACUGACUUCAACCAGAGUCAGGGAGGAGCAGGAUAGGAAAUAACGCGCUUUUUUUUGGAGGGAUUUGAUAAGAGUGCCGUUGUGCUCUAGUCUUCUCCGGAUGAUCAGAAAUGGGGGAAUGGACUAUACUAGAGAGGCUCCUGGAGGCUGCUGUCCAGCAGCACUCUACUAUGAUAGGAAGGAUCCUACUAACAGUGGUGGUCAUCUUCCGGAUUCUAAUCGUAGCAAUAGUUGGAGAGACUGUCUAUGAUGACGAGCAGACCAUGUUUGUUUGUAACACCUUACAGCCGGGCUGCAACCAGGCAUGCUACGACAAGGCAUUCCCCAUUUCACACAUUAGAUAUUGGGUUUUUCAAAUCAUCAUGGUGUGCACCCCGAGUCUUUGUUUCAUCACGUACUCGGUGCAUCAGUCGGCCAAGCAGAAGGAGCGGCGCUACUCGACGGUCUAUCUGACGCUGGAUAAGGAUCAAGAUUCACUGAAGCGCGACGAGAGCAAAAAGAUAAAGAACACCAUUGUUAACGGAGUACUUCAGAACACGGAGAACUCCACCAAAGAAGCCGAGCCGGACUGUUUGGAAGUCAAAGAGAUCCCUAAUUCUGCAAUGAGAACUUCAAAGUCCAAACUGCGGCGGCAGGAGGGCAUCUCCAGGUUUUACAUCAUCCAGGUGGUGUUCAGAAACGCGCUGGAAAUUGGCUUUUUGGUGGGUCAGUACUUCCUGUAUGGAUUCAACGUCCCGUCCGUGUACGAAUGUGACCGCUACCCAUGCAUCAAAGACGUCGAGUGCUACGUGUCCAGACCCACGGAGAAGACCGUGUUCCUGGUCUUCAUGUUCGCGGUGAGUGGGUUUUGCGUGGUGCUCAACCUGGCAGAACUCAAUCACUUGGGGUGGAGGAAAAUCAAAACGGCCGUGCGAGGUGUGCAGGCCCGGCGGAAGUCCAUUUACGAGAUCAGAAACAAGGACUUGCCGAGGAUGAGUGUGCCCAAUUUCGGACGCACUCAGUCCAGUGACUCUGCGUAUGUGUAGCUCUAAAAAAAACAAAAAAACCUGUAAAGAAAUAAAACCCAUGAUGGACAUGAUGGACAGCUCCGCACGCCUAAUUCGUGUCAUGACUUUAGAGUGGGCAGAUUUUUUUUUCAUUUGUGGUCUUUUGAGGACUUCAUGGCGAGCGUGGCUUCCACGUUUGUUGACUUAUUUAUUAUUGCACUGAUGCAACUUUUUAGUAACGUUUAUACUCUGUAAGAUGCGUAAUGGAGCCCAUGAUAUCGCGUGUUCACAUAUUUACUCUUUGUGGGCUGCUCUGCUGUACUUGAAGAGAGUAAAAUGCAAAAAUUGCACUAAGAGGUGAACACUUGAGAGCUUGAUGACCUUAUCCAAAAUGUGCUACAGACUUGACGGAGUUUUUAAGACUUUUUCUUUCCAUCUUUGUUUGGCACCAACCCAAAUAAAUGGCACCCUACACAGUUGUUAAAGGACGAAUCUACCAUCCAGAUUUAUAUAUGUGCAUAGAUAUAUAAAUCCUACUUACCAUGGUGGAAAUAAAUCAGCGUAAUUCAUGUUUUUUUUUUGUUGCCUGUGUUGCACCACUGACCUUAACAUAUGUAACCAUUCCAUUGCUUUAUAGCUGACUUGCAAAACAGUACAUGGUAAAUUUGCUGCAAACGCUAACGUCUGUGACUUCCUUAAUUUAUGACACACCAAAGCGCCCACUGCUUUUAUUUGUGAAGUGUUUUCUUGCUUUUUUGUGUAAUCAAGUGCCAUACUUGUAUAUAAACAUGAUAUAUAUGUAUACAUAUAAAUAUAUAAAUAUAUAAUAACCAUCAUGAAAGCUGAUUCCCUGCUUGGAUUUAUGCUAAAUGCCGCCCAAUUUUUUAUUUGCUUUAAAUGUAUUUGUUGUGAGUUUAAUGAAAAAAGAAAAAAGUAUAAGAUAUACAAUUUUCUCUGUUUUAUUUUGCAAAUGACUGGAAAAAGAAAUUAAGUGCUAGUUUUUUUUAUAUACAAGAAAUAAAUGUUUCCCCGAAUCAAAGCUUAUCAAAACUGAACAAAUAGCACAAAUUGACAUUUAUAUCAAAGAAUGGGCAAUUUAAAUCUGCUCUGGUGCUACAGUUUUUUCAUGGAAUGGUUUUAAAUGUAACCGAAACGAACCAGAAAAAAACAAAACAUCUCUUUUUUUUCUGUGGAAAAAUAAACGUGGGAUUCAUGUACACCAGAAA
This is a messenger RNA of Labrus mixtus (cuckoo wrasse), 2510 nucleotides long. RefSeq names its product gap junction delta-2 protein. Gene Ontology annotation, biological process: cell communication. Lineage: Eukaryota; Metazoa; Chordata; Actinopteri; Labriformes; Labridae. The transcript is spliced from 2 exons. Bases 409 to 1323 code for a protein of 304 amino acids. Gene Ontology annotation, cellular component: connexin complex. The record is from RefSeq and is a predicted model, not a curated record.